AUGUCUCAGUUCACAAUUCGUCUGUACAAGGAUUCUGAUUAUCACGUGGUCAGGAGCCUUUUUGCUGUCAACAUUAUGGAGCAUGUUAACAGGGCCUUCAGGCAUGCCUUACAGCUGCCACACAUUUACCUCCCCCUUUUGUGUUUGCUCCUUCUUCCUGUGCUAAGUACCACGCUUAUUACUGCCUCCAUCUGUGCCUUGGCCUUGAUCAUUGUCUGCCUAUGGCUUGGAGCCCAGUAUACGUUCCGGUCCUCCGUCCAAAAUGCCUUUUCUGAUGACCUGUUGGACAUCCAGAAAUACUACCUGGAGAGAGAGAAUCACUGCUUUUGGGUGCUAGAGAUGAGCGGGAAGGUUGUGGGGACAGUGGCUGCUAUUCCCUCUUCUUCUCCUGGUGGUAAAAACCAUUUGGAAAUCAAGCGACUCUCCGUGUCCAAGAGCCACCGCAGAAAAGGCAUAGCCAAGGCACUGGUCAGGGCAACGGUUGACUUUGCUCGGAUGAGGGGCUGCACGGCAGUUAUAGCAUUAACAACUUCGGCCCAGGUUGAUGCAUUGCGGUUGUAUGAAAAGCUGGGAUUUAGGCUAAUGAAUGCAUUCCAUCGCCCAAUGCCCUUUAGAAAACUACUUGACCUCAAAAGCAUGUUCUACCAGUAUGACAUUCCACAAAACCAGUGA
Messenger RNA from Nanorana parkeri, 672 nucleotides. RefSeq names its product probable N-acetyltransferase CML3. Lineage: Eukaryota; Metazoa; Chordata; Amphibia; Anura; Dicroglossidae. The record is from RefSeq and is a predicted model, not a curated record. Gene Ontology annotation, molecular function: N-acetyltransferase activity. The transcript has a single exon. Bases 1 to 672 code for a protein of 223 amino acids.